This is a messenger RNA of Salarias fasciatus (jewelled blenny), 3361 nucleotides long. RefSeq names its product zinc finger protein 271-like. Gene Ontology annotation, cellular component: nucleus. NCBI's taxonomy places the organism in Eukaryota, Metazoa, Chordata, Actinopteri, Blenniiformes, Blenniidae. The transcript has 6 exons. Gene Ontology annotation, biological process: regulation of transcription by RNA polymerase II. The record is from RefSeq and is a predicted model, not a curated record. Bases 319 to 2961 code for a protein of 880 amino acids. Gene Ontology annotation, molecular function: DNA-binding transcription activator activity, RNA polymerase II-specific; RNA polymerase II cis-regulatory region sequence-specific DNA binding.
GGCAGCUGUAAUGGAGGCUGCCCGGAGCGGUGUUGUUGUUUCUCACGGUGGGAAUGUUUCACCUCCUGCAGCAGCGAUGGGCUCCGUCCAGGCUCUGAGAGAGUUUAUCGGCCAGAGACUGGCUGCUGCUUCGGGAGAAAUAUUCACCGCGUUUGAACGAACUGUCGUCCAGUACAAGGAGGAGAUCGAGCGGCAGCGCAGACUGCUGGAAAUAAACUGGAGACCUCAAGACAACUUCCAGAGAACAGUAAUCUGGAUCUUCAAACAGCCAAUGUGCGAGAAAGUCUGUCUACAUGCUGCAACUCAGAGCUUUUCUCCAUGGACAGUGGAGAAGAUGGAGGAGGAGGAGAGAGUCCACAGCAACACAUCGGUGAGCAGAAGACGAGCUCCAGUCUGGAGCAGGAGGAACACGAAGCUCCACACAUUAAAGAGGAGGAGGAUCUGGUUGCGGUGACCGUUACUGAUGGCGAAGGAGACAAUUCCCACCACUCUGUGAGAGACCUGACCACCCAGAGACUGACCGCUGCUGCUGAGGAAAUAUUCACCCUGUUUCAACAAGCUAUCAUCCAGUAUGAGGAGGAGAUUGAUCGCCAGCGCAGACUGCUGGAAAUCAACUGGAAUCCUCAAAUCAAGUCACCCGGAACAGAAACCCCCCAGCAGCAUGGCUGGAAGGAGGAGCAGCUCUUUGGCCAGGAGAGAAGCUCUCAGCUGGAAGAAGCAGAGCCUCUGCAGCUCAAAGAGGAGCAGGAGGAAUCAGAACGUCUGGAGCAGGAGCCCUGCAGCAGUCAGGAAGGAGAUCCGCUCACUCUGAAAAUGGAAACCCAACCCUCUACUGCGACUUCUACCGAAGAGGACAGCGACCUCUGUGACCCUGAAGCAGACGGCGAGCAGCUCCACUACGAUAUGGAAGGAACGAAGAGGCAGAGAAGACACACCCACGCAGAGGCAUUGGAACUGAUCCUCGCCGACAUGGACCCUCAUCUCUCGGAAGGAGAAGAAGUGAACCUUCGGCUGAGUUCCGACUCCGAGCUAUCUUCAGAAUUCCCUCAGCAACGUUUCUGGAAGGAGGAGCAGCCCUUUAACCACAAGACGACUUCCAGUCUGCAGCAGGGAGAACCCACAUCUUCACAUGCUCAGCUGGAACUGGAGACACAAAAGAUUUUCCCGAUUAAGGACGAAGUGGAGGAACCAGAGGUGGACGAACGUUCUCCAAGUCGAGAGGACGAACCUUGUCCGUUGAAGAUUGAGGCCGAAACACUGAUGGUGACUUUGACCGAGAGGCAGAGUUUCCUCAGUGAACCAGAGGCAGAACCAGACAGCGAGCAGCUCUUCUCCCACAGCUCUGAAGUAACCGACAUUCAUGACCUGAAAAUGGACUCAGGAUCGGUUCCAGAUGAAGAGCUGGAGCCCAGCAUGUGUCACAGCGGCGAUGUGGACAACUCCCAGGAUUUAGACUGUCUCUCUGAGAGGGAAACGGUAAAAAAGCCCUUCAAAUGUGAAAUAUGUGGGAAAUCGUUCAGGUAUAUGUCUCAGCUACAGAAGCAUCACAUCACACACACCGACGAGAAGCCGCAUUCCUGUGAAGCAUGCGGUAAAAGAUUCAGGCGUAAAGAUUCUUUUUUAAUCCACAUGAGAAAUCACACGGGUGAGACGCCUUUUCUCUGCAACACCUGCGGCAAAAGCUUCACCAACUCGUCGUCGCUGAAAAAACACACAAUGAUCCACACAGGCGAGAAGCCUUACGGCUGCCUGACAUGCGGUAAGAGUUUCAUUCAGCAAAGUAAUUUGUUGGUCCACAUGAGGACUCACACAGGUGAGAAGCCUCACUCGUGUGAGACGUGUGGAAAAAGUUUCAGUCGGCAGAGUUACUUGUUGAUACACGUAAGAACUCACACAGGCGAGAAGCCUCAUUGUUGCGUGACCUGUGGUGAAAGUUUUAGUCGACAGAGCCAGUAUUUGGUCCACAUGAGAACCCACACAGGUGAGAAGCCUCAUUCUUGUGAAACGUGUGGGAAGAAUUUCAGCCGGCAGGAUACUCUGCUGGUCCACAUGAGAAGUCACACAGGCGAGAGACCGUAUGCUUGUGAGACAUGCGGGAAAGGUUUCAGUCGCCAGAAUAAUCUGUUGGUCCACAUGAGAAGUCACACGGGUGAGAAGCCGUAUUCCUGUGAAACUUGCGGCAAAAAAUUCAGCCAACACAGCAUCUUGGUGCGCCACAUGAGAACUCACACCGGGGUGAAGAUGUAUUGUUGUGAGACCUGCGGUAAAAGGUUCAGUGCACGUGGUAAUUUGUCGGUCCACAUGAGAACUCACACGGGUGAGAAGCCAUAUUCAUGCAAGAUGUGUGGCAAAUGUUUCAGCAUACAGAGUAAUUUGUUGGUCCACAUGAGAACCCAUUCUGACAAUAAGCCGUACGUUUGCCAGAGGUGUGAUAAGAGAUUCAGACAACACAGUAAUUUAUUACGUCACGUGAAAACCCACGCAGGCGGAGAGCCGCUUCCCUGCGAAAUGUGUCACAAAAGUUUCAGCAAGCAUGAAAUUAUGCGCCACAUGAGAACUCACGAAGAUGUGAAACAAUGCACUUGUGAAGCUUGUGGCAAAGUUUUCCGUCGCCAGGAUAAUUUGUUGGUCCACAUGAGAACUCACACAGGCGAGAAGCCGUAUUCUUGUCAGACAUGUGGGAAAAGUUUCAGCGUCCAGGGCAAUUUGUUGGUCCACAUGAGAACUCACACUGGGGAGAAACCUUAUUCUUGUAAAACAUGUGGGAAAAGUUUCAAUCAACACGGCAUUUUGUUGCGCCACACCAGAACUCACACAGGCGAGAAGCCGUAUUCUUGUCAAACAUGCGGAAAAAGUUUUAUUCAACACGGUUUGUUGUUGCGCCACAGGAGAAAUAACAGAUGUGGAAUAAUGGAAACUUCAAGGACUCAAAACUAUUCUGGAAGCGAGACGUCAAAAUGAGAUAAGGAUGGAAUUAGGAACAGGAGGAUAGAAUUAAAACUUGGAUAGAAAAGCAACUUUGGCCAAUGUUUCUUCAAUCUGUGUGUGUGUACUCUACUGAUCAGAAACUGUGGAUCACAUGAUAAUUUUAGAUAUACAUCCUACUUAUUUCUAAUAACCCUUUAACUGUUUGCUCGGCCAUGUGGUUGAGCACAUUUUGAGCCACUUUAAUUUCAAUGAGAGGAAUGCUAAAGUUUUUACUCUGUGAACCAAUCUCUACCACUUGGUUGAAGUAUGUUAUGCUAAAAGAAAUCCACUGGAGGGCAAACUGUCCUGAAAUAUGGUUCAUCUUUACCCCCUCUAUGACCUUGAAGUGAAAAUCAACCACUAUAUUUUGAAUGUUAUUACAAAAACUUUGAGA